Messenger RNA from Plasmodium reichenowi, 69 nucleotides. Its product is annotated as parasite-infected erythrocyte surface protein. The transcript has a single exon. The record is from RefSeq and is a predicted model, not a curated record. NCBI's taxonomy places the organism in Eukaryota, Apicomplexa, Aconoidasida, Haemosporida, Plasmodiidae. The annotation marks the transcript as partial.
AUGUUACUCUUUUUUGCAAAACUUGUCGUAUUUACCUUUUUCUUCUGGCUUUUAAAAUAUGGGAAAACG